AUGAAUUUAAUUCUGAUAAGUUCUAGUGAUAUAAUUGACACUAAUAAUACGUAUACUGCGGUACUUAAGAAUAAUCAUUUUCUUCACUGUGUUAAUGUACUAAAAUCAAAAAUCGGUGAUACUUUGCGCAUAGGAGUUAUUAAUCAUGGCCAUGGCCUAGCCAUAGUUAAAAAUAUUACUAAUGAAUAUAUAACAAUUGAAUUGGAACAGCCUCUGCAUUUGAUAAAAUGUAGUAAUACUGUGCCAGUGUUAGACAUAGCAUUUGUCAUACCUAGACCCAAAGCCAUAGAUAAUUCGAUAAAAAUUGCUGUAACAUUAGGAGUAGGCAAAAUUUCUCUAAUCUGUACGGAUAACAUCGAGAAAAGUUAUCUAUUGUCAAGUCACAUAACACCAACAAGUGUGGAAUCUUGUAUUAAAAAAGGAUUGGAACAAUGUAUGGAUACUAGACCCCCUUCAGUUGACUUGUUUAGAUCUUGGAACCACUUUAUCGAUUAUCUUAAUACUAAUAUUAAUUAUUAUAAGUUGAUAUAUGUACUGCACGAUAAGGGCACAGACGAUUUGUCACACGUUAUUGAUCAUCGAUACGGACCUAUUUUGCUUAUAAUUGGUCCAGAAAGGGGCUGGUUAGAUGCUGAAAUUGAUAAAUUUGAGUCAUUAAAUUGUAGAAUACUAUCUCUCGGAUCCAGAAUACUAACCUGUUCUACAGCGUUAUCAGUUUCAUUAGGCUUAUUUAGUAAUCUACUAACCAAUAAAUCGUUACGAAAUGGACUACAUCCGGCUAAUAGAAAUGCAAAUGUUAUACCUGGAAAUUUACUAAACUAA
Molecule: messenger RNA, 822 nt
Organism: Babesia microti strain RI
Lineage: Eukaryota; Apicomplexa; Aconoidasida; Piroplasmida; Babesiidae
Product: RNA methyltransferase
Exons: 4
Coding region: 1-822 (273 amino acids)
Biological process (GO): rRNA base methylation
Molecular function (GO): rRNA (uridine-N3-)-methyltransferase activity
Source: RefSeq, a predicted model, not a curated record